Messenger RNA from Daphnia pulicaria, 3589 nucleotides. RefSeq names its product vinculin-like (gene Vinc). The record is from RefSeq and is a predicted model, not a curated record. The coding region runs from base 205 to 3060 and encodes 951 amino acids. Gene Ontology annotation, molecular function: actin filament binding; structural molecule activity. Gene Ontology annotation, biological process: cell adhesion. The transcript has 13 exons. Gene Ontology annotation, cellular component: actin cytoskeleton. NCBI's taxonomy places the organism in Eukaryota, Metazoa, Arthropoda, Branchiopoda, Diplostraca, Daphniidae.
CUAUUCUCGAAAGACUUGACGCACAGUGAAAGCUGAACAGUCAGUGGUGUUUCAUUCGUGGCUUGAGUAAGACACGAAGAAAGGUUUGUGUUACACCAAACAGGAGAUUAACAAAUCUAGCAGAGAUAUUACGUACUCUUGUGGUUGAUCUUACGUGAGGGGAACUGUGUGCACUGCAGACGACGCCUCGACUAUCAACCAAAAAUGCCUGUUUUUCACACGAAAACCAUCGAAAGUAUUCUCGAGCCAGUGGCUUCUCAGGUUGAACGACUUGUUAUUCUACAUGAGGAGGCCGAAGAUGGAAACGCCAUGCCAGAUCUGGAAAGGCCUGUGCACGCUGUAUCGGUUGCCGUCACCAAUCUCGUUAAGGUUGGCAAGGAGACCAUACACAGCAGCGAUGACGCCAUCCUUAAGCAGGAUAUGCCAGCAUCAUUACACCGAGUUGAAGGGGCCUCUAGAUUGUUGGAGGAAGCUUCUUCCAUGCUGAAGGCCGACCCAUAUUCGGGACCCGCUCGGAAGAAGUUGAUUGAAGGAUCCCGUGGAAUUCUCCAAGGAACGUCAUCACUUUUGCUUUGUUUCGAUGAAUCUGAAGUUCGCAAGAUCAUCCGCGAAUGCAAAAAAGUUCUGGACUACUUAGCCGUAGCUGAAGUCAUUGAGAGCAUCGAUGAUUUAGUCCAGUUCGUCAAGGAUGUGAGCCCGUGUCUCACGCGCGUUUCGCGUGAAGUUGAUGCGCGUCAAAAGGAGCUGACGCACCAAGUCCAUCGUGACAUCCUUAUCCGCUCACUGGAACAGGUCAAAACCCUGGCUCCUAUUCUUAUUUGCUCCAUGAAAAUUUUCAUUCAAAUUGUUUCUCAAGGUGGCAAAGGCAAUGAAGAAGCAGCAGAAAACCGUAACUACCUAGCCGGUCGUAUGACGGAUGAAAUCAAUGAAAUUAUUCGUGUCCUGCAAUUGACUACCUACGACGAGGACGAAUGGGACGCUGAUCAAUUGACCGCAAUGAAACGUGCUUGCAAUGCAUUGGAAAGCAAACUUCAAACCGCCAUCGAUUGGCUUGAGGACCCCCAUGCUCGCGGUGGUGGAGUAGGAGAGAAAUCCAUCCGUCAAAUCAUUGAAUUGGCCGAGAAAGUUGCUGAGCAUUCGCUACCCGACGACCAAAAAGCUCUUCGUAAGCUUUGCUCCGAAUUGACGUCUCUGACUGACGCCCUGGUUGAAUUGCGCGGUGACGGACAAGGUGCCACCCCCCAGGCGGAAGGUCUAGCCCGCAGUAUCCGCCACAAGUUGGGAGAGUUGAACAAUUUGGUUCAAACGGCUGUCGCCAACGCUGAAAAGUAUGGAAUCCAACAACCAGCUCACACAGUGGCCGGACGAUUAGAACAAGCUCGCCGUUGGUUAGCCAAUCCUAGCGUCGACGAUCGUGGUUUAGGACAACAGGCUAUCGCAUUGAUUGUCGAAGAAGGAAGAAAGGUUGCCCAAGGACUUCAAGGUGAACAACGUGCAGAAAUUCUUGCGCUAUGUAAUCAAGUUGACUCGCUAUCUCGUCAACUCGGAGAUUUGUGCCGCUCUGGACAGGGCAAUUCGCCUCAAGCACAAGCAGUUGCAAAGUUGUUGUCGCAGAAAUUGGACGAACUCAAGGAUAAAAUCCAGGGAGCUUUGGUCGACCGUGUUGUUGAAGACUUUAUUGACAUCACUACGCCGUUGAAACAGUUUACCGAUGCAGUAUUGGCUCCAGAAGGAACUCCGAAUCGUGAGGAGAACUUCAAGGACAAGGCGGGAGCAUUGAAGGGAUUUUCAGCUCGUGCUGCUCAGACGGCUCGUAUGGUUGCUGCUGGUGGUAGCAAUGGAAACAAGAAGCUCUCAGAGGCUUUGAACAGCUCAGCAGGCCAGGUGGAAAGCUUGACACCACAAUUGGUUAAUGCUGGUCGCAUCCGGAUGACCUACCCAGAAAAUAAGGCCGCAGAUGAGCAUUUUGAGAACUUGCGUCGUCAGUACGCUGAUGCCAUUGCCCGCACUCGUCAGUUGUGUGACGAAGCUAUCGAUUCGGCCACAUUUAUUCAGCAGUCGGAAGAACUGAUGCGUCGUUGCACAGCCGAAUGCGAAGAUGCUAUCGGCCGCCAGGAAGCGCAGCGGUUAGUCGACGGCACAUCCCAAAUUGCCCGUCUGGCCAAUCGUGUGUUGAUGGUAGCCAAGCAAGAAGCGGACAACUCGGAGGAUCCCAAGUUUAUUGGAGAAGUGACUGGUGCUGCAAACCUUCUGCAAGCCAACGUAACUCCAAUGGUUCAGGAUGCCAAGGCCGUGGCCACCAACAUGCGAGAUCAAGGUUCGAUCAAUCAGUGGCGUGACUCGAAUAAGAAACUUCUCGAGUCCGUCGGUAAAGUGCGCAAGGCCGUAGCCGGACCUGAUCCGGUCCCACCGCCACCUGACAUGUCUUCACUUAAUCUGAACGCACCUCCUCGUCCACCAUUGCCUGGCGGUGAACAUCCUCCACCAAGGCCUCCUCCUCCUGAGACGGAUGACGAAGAUGAAAUGUUCCGACAUGCACCACAAGGAGACCAGCCCAUCUUGAUGGCUGCUCACGGUUUGCAUCAAGAAGUGAUGCAAUGGUCUUCCAGAGACAAUGAGAUCAUUGCCGCCGCCAAAAGGAUGGCCCUCUUGAUGGGUCGUUUGUCCCAGCUGGUACGUGGAGAAGGUGGCAGCAAACGUGAUCUGAUCGCUUGCGCCAAGGCCAUCGCUGAGGCGUCAGAAGAAGUGACGCGGCUGGCCAAGGAAUUGGCCCGGGAGUGUACAGACAAGAGAAUGCGCACGGCACUGCUACAAGUCUGUGAGCGCAUCCCGACCAUCGGCACUCAACUGAAAAUCCUGUCGACUGUCAAGGCUACAAUGUUGGGAGCGCAAGGAACAGAAGAAGACCAAGAGGCAACUGAUAUGUUGGUUGGUAACGCUCAAAAUUUGAUGCAGUCAGUCAAGGAGACUGUGCGCGCAGCCGAAGCUGCCUCGAUCAAGUUGCGCACAGACGCUGGCAUCCGCAUGCACUGGAUCCGUCGCAACCCUUGGUAUCAAUAGUAUUGACGUAGCCAAGGGGUGCACGCGAAAACGCACUGCCAAUGGAAGAGGAUCUUCUUCGUCACCUACACGAUUUGUUGAAAUUUAUUCUUUGAACGCUUUGGCGCCAUCAUUUUCAUUCAUCCAGCCGCUUUUACUAUACGUUGUUAUCGUGCAGUGCCACACACAUAAGAAUUCCUCUAACCACUCUUCUACACAUCGUCUUUUGUUGCUCCUCGUUAUGUGGUGCUCUUUUUUCUAAUGAUAUCAUCGGCCUUUGAUAGAACUUAAAAUCUUCCUGUAAGGGCUCUAUUUUCAAUUUUCUUUUCUUUACGAACAUCGAAUUAAAAAUAUUUCCGCGUGAGCUGAACCAACGUAAACCAACAGAAAAGCAAUCAGCCGCCGAUCAGACGUGACGUGCCAAACUUCAUAUUGACGGCGACGAGUUUAAUAAUAACAUUUUGUAGAUCUACUCCCGCUCAUUUUGGGACACGAUCUGCUAUCUUAUUGUUGUAGCCUCAAAAUAAUACACACGGGAUUUUAAUAUCAA